UUCCUCCUCUCAAUUCCGACAAUCGAUCACGUUUACUUUGGCCCAUAGUUCAUGGGAGGAUCCGAAGCUGAUUGCGGCUGGAUUCUGUACCUCGCCGCCAAAUGCGGCGGCCUCGACCUCCUCUCCCUCCUGCUCCUCGCAUCGGCUAUUUCCCUUACCACUCUGCUUCUCCACUGGGCCUUCCCCGGCGGCCCCGCCUGGGGACGCCACUGGUGGCAGCUCGGCCACCGGCCGUGGUGCCCCUCGAGCAAGGCCAUCCCGCCGGGCCCCCGCGGCCUCCCCGUCGUCGGCAGCAUGUUCCUCAUGUCCGGCCUCGCGCACCGGAAAUUGGCCGCCGCCGCUGCUUCUGUCCCCGGCGGCCACCGUCUCAUGGCGUUCAGCCUCGGCGACACCCGCGUUGUGAUCACGUGCGAUCCGGAGGUGGCACGUGAGAUCCUCCACGGUUCGGACUUCGCGGACCGGCCGACCAAGGAAUCGGCCUACGCGCUCAUGUUCCACCGCGCCAUCGGAUUCGCCCCCUACGGAGCCUACUGGAGCGGCCUCCGCCGCAUCGCCGCCAGCCACCUCUUCUGCCCCCGCCAGAUCUCCGCCUUCGCCACCGGCCGGGCCGAGAUCGCGGACCAGAUGGUCCGCGCCCUCCACCGGCUCAAGGCCGAAGCUAACCCGGUUCAGAUUCGGGAGGUCGUCAAGCGGGCGUCGCUGAGCCACGUGAUGUGGUUCGUAUUCGGGCGAAGGUACGAGCUGGUAGAGGAGACCGAGGAGUGGAGGGAGCUGAAGAGCAUGGUGGAGGAGGGAUACGAGAUGCUGGGGAAGCUCAACUGGUCCGACCACCUGCCGGCGAUCGCCGGAUUCGACCUCCAGCGGGUCCGCUCGCGGUGCGCUCGGCUCGCCCGCCGAGUCGACCGAUUCGUGACCCGGAUCAUCGACGAGCACCGAGUCGAACGCAACUCAGGCGACCGCGACGCGCCCCCGCGCGACUUCGUGGACGUUCUGCUGUCCCUGCAGGGCGCCGAUCGGCUCUCCGACGACGACAUGGUGGCCGUCCUGUGGGAGAUGAUAUUUCGAGGUGCGGACACCGUAUCGGUGCUGAUAGAGUGGGUCUUCGCGAGGUUGGCUAAGCACGAAGACGUGCAGGCGAAGCUCCACGCGGAGCUGGACGAGGCGGUGGGGAGAGACUGGGCGGUGACGGGAAGCGAGCCGAGGCAGCCGCUGCCGUACCUUCAGGCGGUGAUCAAGGAGACGCUUCGGAUGCACCCUCCGGGCCCGCUGCUCUCUUGGGCCCGCAUCGCCACGUCGGACGUCCGUGUCGGCCGCUACUUGAUCCCCGUGGGGACCACCGCGAUGGUGAACAUGUGGGCCAUCGCGCGUGACCCGGCCUACUGGGUCGAUCCUCUCCGGUUCGAUCCGCUCCGGUUCAAGGGGACCGAAUUCCCGGUGAUGGGUUCGGACCUGCGGCUGGCGCCGUUCGGGUCCGGGCGGCGGAGCUGCCCGGGGAAGGGACUGGCCGUGGCGACGGUCGAACUAUGGGUGGCGGCGCUGGCUCUGGAGUUCGAGUGGCGGCCUCCGGAGGGCGAAGAGAUCGACCUAUCGGAGGUGCUCCGGCUAUCGUGCGAGAUGGCGGCGCCGCUGAAGGUGAGUCUACGCCAGCGGCGAAAACGGGCGGUGGCUUAAAGUUAAAAAGAAGAGUGAAAUGAAUUUAUCUUUUGUAGUAUAGUUGGUUUGCGCUAUGUAAAAUGGUUUUCUAUUAAUUCCGUAUAUUUAUUUUAUUGUGAGUUUUUAUUUGUGCCGCGCGGACUUGUUAAAGUCCUACAUGUAAAAUAGUGGAAUGAAUAUAAUAUUGACGGUUUAUGAUA
Zingiber officinale is the source of this 1853-nucleotide messenger RNA. RefSeq names its product cytochrome P450 78A9-like. Gene Ontology annotation, molecular function: monooxygenase activity; iron ion binding; oxidoreductase activity, acting on paired donors, with incorporation or reduction of molecular oxygen. NCBI's taxonomy places the organism in Eukaryota, Viridiplantae, Streptophyta, Magnoliopsida, Zingiberales, Zingiberaceae. The coding region runs from base 52 to 1671 and encodes 539 amino acids. The transcript is spliced from 2 exons. The record is from RefSeq and is a predicted model, not a curated record.